AUGGGACGGAGCUGCUCCUUCCUCCUGCUCCUCUUCCUCCUGUCCCCGUGGCCCAGAGCCACCGUGGCACUCCUGCAGUACCGCCAUGACUGCGGGGAGUUGGGAAUGCAGCUCCUGGUCUUCCCGUCCCACGGCCGCACUGUCCGCUUCAAAGUUCUGGACGAGUUUGGCUCCCGCUUUGACGUGGCCAACUGCUCCAUCUGCCUCCAUUGGCUGAAUUCCAGGGAGGACGGCUCUGUCAUCUUCUCCUCUGGCUACAAGGGUUGCCACGUCCUGUUCAAGGAGAACCGCUACGUCCUGCGGGUGCAGCUGGAGGAGCUGCUGUCCAGCGGGAUCCCCGUCACCUCCUACGAGGUCAACAUGACCUGCCCCAAGCCAGGUGGCUCUGAGAUGCUCCCAGAUGGAACCCGGGAGAAGACCCGGGACAGCGGAGUCCUGAUCUCCCACACCGGCCUGCACCAGGUCUCCGAGUCCUCCCUUACCCUUACGGGAUCCCACUUCACAUCCCAAGAUCACCUGGAGCAGGUUCACACCGUGGGACAGUACCAGCCCAGCUCAGUGCUUCCUGGGCUCCAGCACCAUUCCAGUCCAGCCCACUCGGGGCUUCUGCCCCAGCCUGGUGGGGCUCAUCCUGUCACCCAAAUCCAGGGAAGCUUCUUCCGCCCAGCAGUGCAGCCCCCCCAGUCUGGGGGGCAGAGCCAGCCAGGGAUGCUUCGCCCAGUGCUUGUGUCCCAAAACCAUCCCAGUCUGGCACAUCACGGGGGUCAGACCCAGCCGGGGCACCUGCGUCCAGGGUCUGUAUCCCAAAAUCAGCCCGGGAUGGUGCAUCCCGUGGGUCAAAACCAACCAGGGAUUCGCCCAGGGUCUGUAUCCCAAAAUCAUCCCGGGGGUCAAAAUCAGCCAGGGAUUCGCCCAGGGUCUGUAUCCCACAACCAGCCCGGGAUGAUGCAUUCCGUGGGUCAAAACCAACCAGGGAUUCGCCCAGGGUCUGUGUCCCAAAACCAGCCUGGGAGUCAAAACCAACCGGGACAACUUCGCCCAGGGUUUGUAUACCAAAAUCAUCCCGGGGGUCAAAAUCAGCCAGGGAUUCGGAUUCGCCCAGGGUUUGUAUCCCACAACCAACCUGGCUUGACCUCCACUGGUGCCCAGACUCCAGCAGGAUUCCUGCGCCCAGGAGCUCAGCCCCUAAACCAGCCGGGAGUAUCUCGUCCCAGUCAUCACUCCAACUCCCACACUGGGGUCCCGGGCCACACUGGGCUGCUCCAUCCUGGCCAUCCCAGCCCAGCUUUGGUGCACCCAGGACUCUCAUCCUGGCCAGGUUUCAUCAGCCCUGGGCUCCAGGCUGAGCCCCAGCCAGGCCUGGGACGCCCUGGGCUGCGGCCCCAGCCUGGAUUGCUGCAUCCUGGGAUUCACUCCCAGCCCGACCUGCUGGAGUCCACAGCGCUCUUCUACCCCUCGCCAGGGGCAGGAAUGCAGCUGACACGGGAGCAGUGCCAGGUGCCGGUGGGCCGGAUGCCGUGCGUGGCUCCACAGGGGCGGGAUGCAUGCGUGCAGGCGGGAUGCUGCUACGACGACAUGGACCGUACCACACCCUGCUAUUACGGGAAUACCGCCACCGUGCAGUGCCUGCUGGAGGGACACUUUGUCCUGGUGGUCCCGCGGGGAAUGGUGGCCCUGCCGUACAACCUGGACAGCGUGCGGCUGGCCAGCAGCCAGGCGGGAUGUGAGCCCCGCCGCGUGUCCGAGGCCUUCGUCAUGUUCCGCUUCCCGGUCACCCACUGCGGCACCACCGUCCAGGCGAUCGAGGACAUGCUGAUCUAUGAGAACCAGCUGAUCUCCACCAUCGAUGUCCGGGGAUCCCCCCGUGGCUCCAUCACUCGGGACAGCGUCUACAUUCUCCGAGCUCGGUGCAUCUACAACUCCAGCGACCUCCUUCCCUUGGGAGUGGAGGUGGCCGUGCCCCCCACAGCCGCCCCCCUGGCCAUGCUGGGCCCGCUGGGGCUCCAGCUGCGGAUUGCCACUGACGAAUCCUACAGCUCCUACCACGCUGUGGGUGACUUCCCCCUGGUGAGGGUGCUCCGGGACCCCAUUUACGUGGAAGUCCGGCUGCUCCAGAAGACGGAUCCCAAUUUGGUGCUGGUGCUGCACCACUGCUGGGCCUCCCCUGGCUCCCAUGCCACAUCCCAGCCCCAGUGGCCCAUCCUGGUGGAAGGGUGUCCCUUCCAAGGGGACAACUACAGGACACGGCUGAUUCCGAUGGGUCCGGUCUCUCCGGAGCUGCCCUUCCCGAGCCACUACCAGCGCUUUGUCAUCUCCACCUUCGCCUUUGUGGAGCCCCCUGGAAUGACUGUGCUGGAGGGGGAGGUGUACAUCUCCUGCAGUGCCUCCGUGUGCCACCUGGCCCAGCCGGAGCCCUGCCGGCCCUCCUGCCAGCUGGGAGUGCCCUCACGAGCACGGAGGUCUCCAGGGAACAGGAGGACAGGUGACAGCAUGGGGACAGUCACAUCCCAGGGAUGCCUUGUGUUUCCUGAGGUUCCCAAGAGAGGGGGAACUCAGCAGAGAGGCUGA
Messenger RNA from Pyrgilauda ruficollis (rufous-necked snowfinch), 2568 nucleotides. RefSeq names its product zona pellucida glycoprotein 1 (gene ZP1). The coding region runs from base 1 to 2568 and encodes 855 amino acids. The transcript has 13 exons. Gene Ontology annotation, cellular component: egg coat. Gene Ontology annotation, molecular function: structural constituent of egg coat; acrosin binding. The record is from RefSeq and is a predicted model, not a curated record. NCBI's taxonomy places the organism in Eukaryota, Metazoa, Chordata, Aves, Passeriformes, Passeridae. Gene Ontology annotation, biological process: prevention of polyspermy; binding of sperm to zona pellucida.